CCCGGGGCGCUCGGAGGAGCGGGCGGCGCGCGCGGGGCGGUUAAACGGCGGCGGAGCCAGCAGAGAGAGCCUUGCGCUCCCACCCGCACGGCAGCCAUGAGUGACCGAAAGGCGGUGAUCAAGAAUGCGGACAUGUCCGAGGAGAUGCAGCAGGACGCGGUGGAGUGCGCUACGCAGGCCCUGGAGAAGUACAACAUCGAGAAGGACAUCGCAGCCCACAUCAAGAAGGAGUUUGACAAGAAAUACAAUCCCACUUGGCACUGCAUCGUGGGGAGGAACUUUGGCAGCUACGUGACUCAUGAGACCAAGCACUUUAUCUAUUUCUACCUCGGCCAAGUCGCUAUUCUUCUCUUCAAGUCUGGUUAGAAUCAUGGACUGUUACUGAACUUGCGUCUGGUUACAGGACUGAGUGCUGACUCCUGACUCGUUACUGCAGCCUUCCUGAGGACACAGACCUUGAUCUCCAAGGGCGAUGGCAGGGAUUAUGCUGUAGUAAUCAUGUUACAUUGUGGAUAUAAAAGGAAAAAUACCAAAAAAAAGUCUUCCUUGUAUUUAUUUUAUUUUUCAGAAGGCUGCUUCUUUCCUAAUAGAACUGUUGGAACAUUUUUGCCUUUGAGAGGUUUAUAGCCAUCUGCGUUAGUGCCUGGUUACUGCUUGUGCUGUGUAAGUACUGUCUGUGUUUGGUUCUUUCUGUGCCAAACCUCUCCCAUUCUCUUGGUUUGGGACGUUUCCCUCUCGCGUUGCGGGAUGUGCUGCCUGCAGCUGGAGCUUUCCUGUUGCUGCUACUCUCGGGAGCCGCUUUGGCAAAUAAAAGAAUGCACUGUGCUGCCAGACUGGGCUGGGAUCUGGACCAUGCGGUUGGGGAUCAGGGCCUGGGCGAGGCCACCGGCACCAGGAGUGUGGAGAGGGCGGUUGGGCAGUGUCCGUGUCCCAGGGGACUCCAGCUCCCGGCGCGCUCUGCGGCAGGUGAAGAACGGCUCCAUUUGGGACACUGCCACUGCUGGGAGUGACUGGUUGCCAUUACCGGGCCGUGCUCGCCUGCCGUGUCAUUGGUGCCGCAGUGCUUGGCCUGUGCAGCCUCCACCCCUGGCAGGAGCCGCCAAGGUGUGCCCCCAGCAGUGAAUGGCAGCAGCUGCAAUCCACCCGGGCCAGUGCUGCUGUAGGGCUGUGAGCCUGACGGUGGCAAAGGCUGGCUGGGGAGGGCUAGGAGGGCUGCAGCAGUGGGUGCUGGGGUUUGGGAGGGCGGUGGCAGGGCUGUGUUGCUCUGAGCUGGAGUGCCUGGAGAGCUGGAGCUUGAUGUGGGCGGGCUGUGAGCCCCAGCUCCACCAGCUUUGAGUGCGGCUGGGCCUGUGCCUCUGGCAUAGCUGGCAAAGCACUGCCCAGGCACGACAGUUGGCACGGUGUUGGGGAACAGAGAUCCUGGACGAUUGCUGCAUCUGCAGCUUUGAGUUCUUAUUAUUGUUUGUCCAUGAGUGGUCAAAUGGCUGUGGUAAAGGACAUGGAUGUGUCCAGAGAGAUGCAGCAAGAUGCUGUGGACUGCUGUUUUGGCUAUAGAGAAAUCUAAUGCUGAAAUAGAAAUUGCAGCCCUUAUGAAAAGGGUAAAUGAUUGCUUGUAACAUCCCCUUGUUGAACACUGUCCACACCAGAACCCAACCAAGGUGGGUGUCGCAACACUUCGGAAAAGCAAAUUUUGUGAACACAAGAUACAUUUGACUUUUCCCAUGGGCUGGUAUCCUUGUGCUCCUUGUCCCACCUCUUAAAUGUACCUUUCCUAGUUUGUUUUGGAACACCUUCAAUUUUUAAUUAUUUUUUCACCAUCUCAUUGUCCAGCAGACUAGAAUGGUGCCUGCUGGCCUUUCUCAGUGUGCUGGUCAGCUGGUAGAACAUACAGACCUUUUGAAGUCUGCCUGAAUUUUCCUUUCAGCCUUUUUUUUUUAUUGAGUCCUUGACUGAAAUUGUGUUCAAAUUAGCUCUAAGGUCCUGUGCAUAGUUCUAUAAUAGCUGUGCAGGGCUGGCUGGUUGAGAAUUUGCAGGGGAAAUUAAUUUUUCUGCACAUCUUCUGUAUUUGUUUCUUUUUGUGCUGAACCAUACCGCAAUCCUGUGUCUUGGAGCACUGUUUGUCUGGUGUGCACAGAAUACCUGUUUUUCUAUGUGCAUGAAGAGAACAGAUGCACUCGAGAUUUGGUUCUGAUAACUUUAUACUCUUGAGAUGGCAAAGCAGAAAGAAAUCUAAGGAUGUCGGUGGAGGUUGAAUGUUAGAUGGAUCUGCCUGGAAGACCUAUUUGAGAAGUUAUUCAACUAUACAUUACAGUUGCCUCUGUUGGGGAGGUCUCCUUUCCUGUCCCCCUGACAGAUGUAAAAGGAGGCUUAUUUUUAUGUCCUGCAAGACCGACAUUCUAUGUUACUGGAGAACAGGGGAUUAGAGCUCAUCAAAUUUUCUUUGAGGCACCUCACUGGAACCUGGGGAGUUGUGGUGAGGAGAUAACUUAUCCAGGGUCAUAAUAACUGAUCAGAGAUACUCACAUGCUCUCACGGAGAUUUUCCUCAUUUGAGAACUCUGAGAUGCGACAGUAGGUAAAUAACUGACUGGAAUGUUCUGCUUUUAGCAGAGCUGUGCAGUUUGGCAUUUGAAUCGUGCAGUAGUUUGCCAAGUGUGAUAGCACAACAGUGCGUGACCUGAUGCUUCAGCGGUGUAGUUUGAGAACAUAGGGUGACUUGGGGAACUGCAGUCCCUGGGGCUUAUUCCCACUCAGCUGGGAAGAGCUGUGGGAUUUCUUUUUGUGCUGAAGCAGCAGGUGAGGUGUAAGAAGUAACACGGUCCUUAUGCUCGAAAGCACAUGCUGCUGUUUAAUCGCCUUUUCAAAGUGAUACUUGUUAACAAGAGGGACACAAUGACAAAAAAUCUGUAGUCAACUUUUGGGUGAGAAAGUUGCUGACACUGAGUUUGGAGCGAUCUCUUCUGCAGGAGUCUGAGAAGGAACACAGUCCUGCUUGGCA
Cuculus canorus (common cuckoo) is the source of this 2997-nucleotide messenger RNA. RefSeq names its product dynein light chain LC8-type 1 (gene DYNLL1). Gene Ontology annotation, biological process: cilium assembly; microtubule-based process. Lineage: Eukaryota; Metazoa; Chordata; Aves; Cuculiformes; Cuculidae. Gene Ontology annotation, molecular function: dynein intermediate chain binding; dynein light intermediate chain binding. Gene Ontology annotation, cellular component: cytoplasmic dynein complex. The record is from RefSeq and is a predicted model, not a curated record. The transcript has 3 exons. The coding region runs from base 97 to 366 and encodes 89 amino acids.